Molecule: messenger RNA, 474 nt
Organism: Staurois parvus
Lineage: Eukaryota; Metazoa; Chordata; Amphibia; Anura; Ranidae
Source: the annotation of a GenBank genome assembly
UUGAUCAACGGAAAGAGCCAAAGAUAUCAGCUCGGUCAUGUGAUCAGCUGUGUCCAAUCACAGCUGAUCACAUGUAAACAGGGAAAUGCCGAUUAUCGGCAUUUCUCUCCUCAUGAGAUCAGUGCCACCUGUCAGUGUCCAUCAAUGCCAGCUGUCAGUGCUCAUCCAUGCCACCUGUCAGUGCCCAUCAGUGCCACAUCAAUGCCACAUUUCAAUGCCUACCAGUGCACAUCAAUGCCACAUAUCAGUUCCCAUCUAAGCUGCCUUUCGGUGUCACCCAUCAGUGCCAGUCAGUGCCACAUAUCAGCGCCAGUCAAUGCCGCCUAUCAGUUCCAGUCAGUGUCGCCUAUCAGUGUGCAUCAGUGCCACCUAUCAGUGCCCAUCAGUGCUGCAUAUCAGUGCCGCCUAACAGUGCCAGUCAGUCACCUAUCAGUGCCACCUAUCAGUGCCACCUAUCAGUGCCACCUAUCAGUG